Messenger RNA from Colletotrichum phormii, 1258 nucleotides. RefSeq lists its product as uncharacterized. The record is from RefSeq and is a predicted model, not a curated record. The transcript has 2 exons. Lineage: Eukaryota; Fungi; Ascomycota; Sordariomycetes; Glomerellales; Glomerellaceae. Bases 224 to 1129 code for a protein of 301 amino acids.
CUGCCUCGCACCCGAGGUUUUCAAUAUAGGCUAUCUUUCGUCCUUGACUUCUCGGUCUCGCCUUCUACCAGCAUUGUCCUCUGUGUUCCAAGACCUUGAUCACAUUGAGUCUCAUCGACCACGAGACCAUGAUUCUGUCUCGGAGAGGAUCCCUUUAUACGAACUCCACGAGUUAGCUCAGAAUGGCGCGGUCGAUGGCUAUAGGCACCGGAUUUGGAGGCUCAUGCGUGGCCAAAUACCCCCCUUUGAAGAGGCCAAAUUCGCACAGCAACAACCCCGAGAAUUAGCGACACAUCCAGAUGAGACCUCGAGAGACCUGAGCUUUGAUUCCAUGGCUUCUUAUGGAGCUAGAUCAGAGGACGAAGCCUCACUCCGUGAUGAACUUGACCUUGCGACCAACGAUGAGCUUCAAGCAUACCAACAUCGCAACAUCCUGGAGACUUUGUCAGAUGUCGAUACAGAUUUUGGCCAGAACAUAGCUCCUUCAAGGACAGUUGACGAGAAUUCGUUUUUGUCUUCUUCACCCCUGACUAUGAAGUUCCUUGCGGACCGGAGCGAGCUUGAAGACGAGCAAGAGGAAUGCGACGACGAGGGCGGCUACCCAGAAGACAUUUCGAACUACAACGUCAAUCUAGAAGCUUUUGGCUCGCUAUGCUCACCGCUACCACUCUCAUGUUUCGGAGGGCCUUCUGACCCAAAUAACGAGGCAGACAUAGAGGCGCAUAGGCCGGGUUGGGCUUUCGACUUGGCAGACGCGUCACUGCCACCUCUUCAUUCAACGCGAGAACUAGUCAGGCGCACUCCUGGAAGUCACAGCGACUGGUCAAAUUCCGGUCUUAAUAUGGAGGACGAGAACGAUUUCGGAGCGGGGUUUGAUGCCGAUGACCCCCCAAGGCUAAGGUCGACAUCCCUUGUAUCCUACAGCGAUUGGCGAAGUGACGAGGACAAGGGGCCGCUCUCGGAGCUAUCGUUCCAAACAACCAGCAAUGACCGCCAACCGGAUGGUGAUGAGAUAUACGGAGAACCUGAGUUCGGCCGUUGGGAAACCAUACCCCAGGAUCACGUGUGGCCAAAUGAGGUCUUCUCCGGAAGCGAAAUUGACCUUGACGAAGACAACCAAAUCGAGUAAAUCAACCUUUGGAAACUUACUGGUAGCCUGUAGGCUGAUAUAUCGCCAAUGUCUACACCGAGGUCAUAGAAACGGAGUUUCAAGUGAUAUAUUGCAAGAAAUGGAUGUCGAACGCAGCCUGUGACAUUC